CUGGACUCAAAGAUUUAUGAGGAGUGUAAAGUUGUGUUCAUCUUUGAUGGUCUGGAUGAAAGCAGAAUGACACUGUUUUCAGAUGAUGAGAGUGUGUGUGAUGUGGCUGAGUCUUCAUCAGUGGGUGUGUUGAUGUUAAACCUCAUGAAAGGAGAGCUGCUUCCCUCUGCUCUCAUCUGGAUCACCUCCAGACCAGCAGCAGCCAAUCAGAUCCCAUUCAAAUACAUUAACCGUGUGACAGAAAUUCAGGGAUUUAAUGACCCUCAAAAAGAGGAAUAUUUCAGGAAGAGAAUCAAUGACCAGGAUCACGCCAGCAGAAUCAUCUCACACAUCAGAAGAGCAAGAAGCCUCCACAUCAUGUGCCACAUCCCUGUCUUCUGAUGGAUCUCAUCCACCGUGCUUCAAAACCUCCUGAAAGAAGAUCUCAAUGCAGAAAUCCCUCAAACUCUGACUGAAAUGUACAUCUGCUUCCUGCUGAUUCAGAUUAAGAGAAAGUAUGAUGAAAGAGAUCCAGAGAAACUCCUGAAGUCCAACAGAGAAGUGAUUGUAAAACUUGCUGAAGUGGCUUUCAAUCAGCUGAUGAAGGGCAAUGUGAUGUUCUAUGAGGAGGACCUGAUUGAGAGCGGCAUAGACGUCACUGAUGCCUCAGUGUUUUCAGAGAUUUGCACUCAGAUCUUUAAGGAAGAAUCUGUGAUUAAUCAGAGGAAAGUCUACUGCUUCAUUCAUCUGAGUGUUCAAGAGUUUCUUGCUGCUUUCUAUGUGUUUUACUGCUAUUUAAGCAGCACAAUGAAAGCCCUGAAGGUUUUUGAUUCAAUGCUUAAUUUGCAUAAAGGUGCAGUAGAUAAAGCUUUAGAAAGUAAAAAUGGACACCUGGAUCUGUUCCUGCGGUUCUUGCUGGGCAUCUCACUGGAGUCCAAUCAGAGACUCUUACGGGAUCUGCUGACACACACAGAAAAGAGCUCAGAGAGCAUCAGUAAAACCACACUUUACAUAAAAGAGAAGAUCAAAGAUGGACAAGCAGUCUCCACUGAAAGAGCCAUCAAUCUGUUCCUCUGUCUGCUGGAAGUGAAGGAUCAGACUCUGUCCAGAGAAAUCCAGGAGUUUUUGAAAUCAGACAAAUACUCAGAGAAGAAACUCUCUCCAUCUCACUGCUCAGCAAUCGCCUACAUGCUUCAGAUGUCAGAGGAAGUGCUGGAUGAGCUGAAUCUCAAGAAAUACAACACAUCAGAUGAAGGUAGAAGAAGAUUGAUAUCAGCUGUGAUCAACUGCAGAAAAUCUCUUCUUGCUGGCUGUAAUCUCACUGCUCAGUAAAGUAAAAUUGUGUCAUUCGCUCUACAAUCGUCAAACUCUGUCCUUAGAGAGCUGGACCUGAGUAACAAUGACUUGCAGGAUUCAGGAGUGAAGCUGAUCGAUGGACUGAAGAGCCAAAACUGUAAACUGGAGAUACUGAGGUCUUUUAGAACAUCACACAUUCAUAAAUUCUCAAGAUCUGUCAGGGCAGCAGGUUCUUAAGAUAAAUUGUUGUCAAACACUUUCCCUCUUUCUGGUUAAAUCUUUGAAAUCAAGCUGACGAGGGAGGUGGUGUCAGGUUUGGGGGGGGGGUGCCUAAAGGCUUGAUGUCCGAUUUAAACAAAAAAAAAAAAGUACUUCUGAAAGUCCAUCUUUCUGCAAUGUCUGUAGAUUACACUAAUAUAAUAUUAAGUGUGCAGACUAUUUUCUUUGGCAUGACCAAAGUUCAGCACUCAGAGUUGUGUUUUUAAUGUGGUGUCAAGUUAAAAAUAUUUAGAUUUAAAAAGCCUGUUUCAAGAUGUUGUGUUGCAUUUGUUUGAUUGUUUCAUGAUAUUUCAUGUCACUUCAGAGCAUUUGUGCAUAUCAUUUUAUAAGACGAGAAAUCCAGUAAGGACUUGCAUACUGGUUUAAAACUGAGAUCAACAAUGAAUCCUCUGGUAUUUGAGAGCUGAGGGCUUCACAGGUGAUGUAAUCUGUUGAUGUGUGUUUGUAGGUUGUCAGGCUGUAUGGUGACAGAAGAAGGCUGUAGUUAUCUGUCUUCAGCUCUGAGCUCAAACCCCGCACACCUGAGAGAGCUGGAUCUGAGC
This is a messenger RNA of Cyprinus carpio (common carp), 2096 nucleotides long. RefSeq names its product NLR family CARD domain-containing protein 3-like. The record is from RefSeq and is a predicted model, not a curated record. The coding region runs from base 457 to 1311 and encodes 284 amino acids. The transcript is spliced from 2 exons. Lineage: Eukaryota; Metazoa; Chordata; Actinopteri; Cypriniformes; Cyprinidae.